Molecule: messenger RNA, 3321 nt
Organism: Entelurus aequoreus (snake pipefish)
Lineage: Eukaryota; Metazoa; Chordata; Actinopteri; Syngnathiformes; Syngnathidae
Gene: pacs2
Product: phosphofurin acidic cluster sorting protein 2
Exons: 26
Coding region: 172-2829 (885 amino acids)
Biological process (GO): protein localization to plasma membrane
Molecular function (GO): transmembrane transporter binding
Source: RefSeq, a predicted model, not a curated record
GAGAACCCCCGCGACCAGUCGCCUUUCUCCGGCUGGCAUUGCAUCUCCACCCGGGCCUCCUUCACCACGUCCCCCGGGGGCAAGCGAGGAGCACUGCGGGGCGGCGCCGCUUCUUCUCCGUUUUCCUUGCCGGCGUUCCCCGCACGGACCUGACGUGCCUCACCCGGCACUAUGGCGGAGAGAAGUGGCCGGCUGAGCUUCCCCGGCAUCGGGGCUCUCAACAGACCGGUAGCGAUGAACCUGUUCGCGACCCAGGACAUAGACGGAUCCUCCCCGAACUGCAUCCCGCGGUUGUGUAUUUUGACAGUGAAGAAGCUGCUGGUGAUGAAAGAACUGGACAAGGAAAUCAUCUCUGUGGUCAUUGCCGUCAAAAUACACGGCUCAAAGCGCAUUCUGAGGUCCCAUGAGAUCGUGUUGCCGCCCAGUGGAUUUGUGGAGACAGAUCUAGCUCUCACUUUUUCACUGCAGUAUCCACACUACCUGAAGCGGGAAGGCAACAAGCUGGAGAUCCUCCUGCAGAGACGAAAGCGCUACAAGAACAGAACCAUCCUGGGCUACAAGACGCUGGCGGCGGGCUCCAUCGACAUGGCGGAGGUGAUGCAGCAUCCCACAGAAGGAGGACAGGUUCUUUCUCUGUGUGGCAACCAGAAGGACACGCUGGGCAAGGUGGCGGAGAUCUGGAUCUUCUCGCUGUCCAGUCAGCCCGUCGACCACGAAGACGCCGCGCAGGGAGGACAGAAGAACAAAUGUUCUGACAACUACUCGGAGGAAGAGGACGAGAGCUUCUCUUCGGAUCCGGAGGCCAGCGACGACGCCGUGCAAGCUCAGGACCUGGAGGACGACGACUACGACGCACGCAAGCCAAAGAAGCUGAGGAGGUCCAUCGGCAGGACCACGUCCAUCACCAGACAGCAGAACUUCAAGCAAAGGGUGGUCGCUCUUCUCAAGAGGUUCCGAGUGUCUGACGAGGUUCUGGACUCUGAGCAGGAUCUGGCUGAGGCUCCUCCCGAGGCGGAGGAAGAGGAUCUGGACAGUGUGGAGUUUGAGAACCCCAGCGAGAGCGAACAAGAACUGGACGACGACGACAGCGUCCUGAGCACACCAAAACCCAAACUCAAGCCAUAUUUCGAAGGUUUGUCGCUGUCGAGCUCGCAGACGGAAAUCGGGAGCGUCCACAGCAGCCAACUUGAGCACGCCAGUGUGAUUGACAACGAUGCCAGCAAACAUGGCCAUGAGGACGACAACGUGUCUGACCGUGUCUCAUAUGAGCAUCCCGAGGCCGUAACGCCGACCACGGAGCUGGAGAUGGACAACAUGGACACAUUCCAGGACAGACUGCCCCCUAGUGGCAGGAUGACCAAGACAGAGUCGCUCAUCCUUUCAUCGAACAGCCAGGAGCCUAAAAUAGCGGGGAGGCGAGGUCGCAGCACAUCGCUGAAGGAGCGUCAGCCCAGCAGACCUCAGAACGAGCGAGCUAACAGUCUGGACAACGAACGCGCCAUGGACACUCGCAGCCACCUGCAAAUCCCGAGAAAGACCGUGUAUGAUCAGCUGAACCACAUCCUGGUAUCUGACGACCAGCUUCCUGACAGCAUCAUCCUCAUCAACACGUCCGACUGGCAGGGCCAGUACCUUUCAGACGUGCUCCAGAACCACCGCCUGCCGGUGGUCUGCACUUUCAGCACAGCAGACAUCCAAGCUGCUUUCAACACCAUCGUGUCCCGCAUACAACGAUUCUGUAACUGUAACUCCCAGACGCCCGUCCCCAUUAAGAUCGCGGUGGCAGGAGCUCAGCGUUACCUGAGCGCCGUGCUCCGCCUCUUUGUGGACCACCUGACCCACAAGACCCCUGACUGGCUGGGGUACAUGAGGUUCCUCAUCAUCCCGCUCGGCGCACUUCCUGUCUCUAAGUACCUGAGCACCAUCGACCAAAAAUACUGCACCUUGUUCCACGACGCCGCAUGGACGGACCUCUUUGAAAGCACGCAGGCUCCUCUCGUCGGCCAGGAGAGUCCAGACGUUGUUUCCAGGGUGAUGCAGUACAUGGCGGGAGCCAACGGAGCUCACCAGCUUCCCAUCGCUGAGGCCAUGCUGACAUACAAACAGAAGAGCAUGUCUGUUUCUUCUCUGGGGGCUCGAUGGCAGAUUUCUUCAAGCGCCGACGAGGACUCAUGUCAGAAGUUCAUCCCAUUCAUCGGCGUGGUCAAAGUCGGAAUUGUGGAGCCAACAUCAGCAAUAUCAGGAGACUUGGACGAUGCGGCGCCGACGAGCUCCCUAAUGCUUGCCACGUCACCUCAAGUAUCACCUGCCCUCAAAGAGGUGUCGCCCACCCCGCCCUCCUCUCCAUUAGUCAACACUGGCUUUUGUGUAUACAGUUCCGGAGUUCAGACGGAGCUGAUGGGUCUCCAGGUGGACUACUGGGCGGUGCCCAGCGAGAGAAAGAAGGAAGUGGAGAAGCGUGACCCUUUGGCCAAAAACACGCUCAAGUGCAAUUUCCGCUCGCUGCAGGUCAGCCGGCUGCCUGUGAGGGGCGCCGAGCCCAGCCCGCAGCCCGCCAUGUCCAUGACGGUGGUGACCAAGGAGAAGAACAAAAAGGUGAUGUUCCUGCCCAAAAAGAGCAAAGAUAAGGAGGUGGAGUCCAAGAGUCAGGUGAUCGACAGCAUCAGUCGCCUCAUCUGCACUGCCAAGCAACAGCAAACCAUGUUGACAGUGUUGAUUGACGGCGUGGAGUGGAACGAUGUGAAGUUUUUCCAGCUGGCGGCGCAGUGGUCCUCACACGUCAAACACUUCCCCAUCGGGAUCUUCGGGCACACCAAAGCGUCUUACUGAAGUCCAACUUUAAAGGUCCCCAGUAAGAAUGAUCAGCACAUUACUUCAUCAAUCCAGAGAUUUAAAGACGUGUAUGAGCUAACUGGCCAGUUUACCUCUUUUUUUUUUAUGCCUCCACAACCUGUAGAAAGGGUGGUCCCCACAAGUCAUGAUCAAAAACUCGGUCCCCAUUCCAAAUGAUAACCAGUAUGUGUGUGUGUGUGCUUGCACUAUGAAUGUAGAGAUGAAUGUUAAAAAAAAAAGCACUUUUCAAUGUUAGUUGCCACACAGGAAGCUGCAAACACGACAUUGUGAUUAAUGUGAUUAAUCGUUGCGGUCAAUAUGAUUGAUCGUUGUGAUUGACGUCAUUAAUUCGUGUGAUUCAUUGCGUCAUGCAUUGAAAUAUUGUACUGGACUCAGCUCAGCCUGUGUUUGUCAUGGACUGUAAAGCAAGACGGUGAAUGAUGCAACUGUACACAAUGUAAAUGAAAACUAAUUUCAUUAAAAUGUCUA